Chanos chanos (milkfish) is the source of this 1337-nucleotide messenger RNA. It is a transcript of the gene slx9, whose product is annotated as SLX9 ribosome biogenesis factor. The coding region runs from base 1 to 762 and encodes 253 amino acids. Gene Ontology annotation, biological process: maturation of SSU-rRNA from tricistronic rRNA transcript (SSU-rRNA, 5.8S rRNA, LSU-rRNA). The transcript has 6 exons. The record is from RefSeq and is a predicted model, not a curated record. Lineage: Eukaryota; Metazoa; Chordata; Actinopteri; Gonorynchiformes; Chanidae. Gene Ontology annotation, cellular component: preribosome, small subunit precursor; nucleolus; 90S preribosome.
AUGGUUGGAAAAAUAAAGCGAAUACGACAAAAGCUUCAUCAGGGAGCAGUGAAGCUUGAGCAUGCCACAGCAGCUGGAUCCACACUCCCGAAUCUGGAGAAGGCUCCCACUCAAGCUGAAGUUCCAUCAUUCGGCCUCUCAGGAACAGUCAAAACCGCGUCUCUUCCACAGAGAGCAAAAACAGGUGACAGCGCUAAGGAUAUAAAGACAUUCAGUUCUUUCCCCAGUGGAAUAUUUUCUGGAACGAAAAUCACUCCUGAGUCUCUAGUUCAGACGUUGAAGUUCGACGAGCCCACACAUGUUGUUCCACCUGUCCUGCCAACUGGAGAGCCAAGAGGCUCUGAACCAAAGAAACAGCAGUCAAAGAAGGAGAAGAUGAGAGAGAGGAGAGAACGGUGGCUUAAAAAAAUUAGUGCCAUCAAACUGGCGAAGGAGCAGCAGGCUGCCCAGGCGCGGAGAAAGGCCACGCCCGUGGUGGGAGACAUGAGGCCACUGGUGGACGCCCUCCCUGAGCUCUCGCAGCUUCUCCCCACCACGAAAACCACCACGCGUAGGAAGACAAACGACCCUGUAAAGAAAAGAGCAGAGCCAACAGACUUCAGCCUAAUGAAACCGACUCAAAAACGAAAAUUCCUUGAGACUGAAACAUCCCGCUUCAGUGAAGCCAUGAAGAACCCUGCCUUCAGAACCGGCUCCCUGGCUGCUAUUGGGGAACACUUAAGAAAACGUCUCAAACAGGAGGACGAGCAGAGCCCCAGUUAACCCUGUAGACCUCUAAGAGCAUAGUACAACCCAUACCACACCGGCCCUGUCCUAAUACUGUGAUAACCACACUGGCCCUGUCCUGAGUAGUCUGAUAACCUCACUGCACCAUCCUAGUGGUCUGAAAUAUUUCUUGUCUUGUUUUUUUGGUCUUCUUGGUAUGUGAAAGCUGAAUAGAUUGUGAAAUUUCAAUGUUUCACCUAUCCAGGUCUUUUAGAUUAGUGUUAACAAGAGGAGGGAAGAGAAAGAACAAGAAACCAACUGUUAAGAACUCGACUGGGGUUAUAGACUCAGGCAGAAUGCUUGACGCAUUCAAACAGAAGGAACUGAUACUUUGAGACUCACAGGGAAAUAGAAAAAUGUUGAGUGGCUUUUUACUGGAACUAAACAUUUAUUUGGCUCCCACACUAGACACUUUUUGCUUCUUCUCUACCAUUACUAUCCUCUCAUUUCCUCGGUUUUUGAGAAGACACAAUGAGUACAACUGUGUUAUUCAGCUUUGCAGCCUUAAAUACCACAGCACAUCGCAGCCAAAAAGAAAGUACUACAAAGAAUCACAUUUUUUUUCUUUUCUU